Molecule: messenger RNA, 1616 nt
Organism: Ochotona princeps (American pika)
Lineage: Eukaryota; Metazoa; Chordata; Mammalia; Lagomorpha; Ochotonidae
Gene: MGAT4D
Product: MGAT4 family member D
Exons: 12
Coding region: 180-1307 (375 amino acids)
Biological process (GO): protein N-linked glycosylation
Cellular component (GO): endoplasmic reticulum; Golgi stack; endoplasmic reticulum-Golgi intermediate compartment
Molecular function (GO): acetylglucosaminyltransferase activity
Source: RefSeq, a predicted model, not a curated record
UGGCAGGCGUCUUCUGUAGUGCGUGAUGAAACUGAGGGAGGAAAGCAUGCACAGAUUCUACAGGAAGACAGCCCCCAGGAGGACCUUGCGGGCUGAAAGGCGCAUGUGCGGGGGCGGGGCCCUCACCGGGCACUCAGCCCCAGGCCCCAGGCGCUGCCCGUGGUCGCCAGGCCCACGCCAUGAGGGCCAAACAUGUGAACGGCCUCAUAACCCUCUUCGCCAGCUUGCUCUUCACCUUCUCCUGCUUCUGCCUCUACAGGAUGAGUCAGAUUAAUAAUCAGCUCACUAGUUGUAGAAACCAUGUAUUGGAGUUUAGAGAAACUAUGAAAAAUUUGAAAAAUAAAGCUGAAAGCAAUCGCCAAGAGCUGAUGGAAGCCUUUGAUCAAAUGAGAAAUGAAAUUACGAUGAGAGACAAAUUCGAAAAUUCAGUUGAAAAUAAGGUGGACACGCUGAACCAAAAUCAAAAAGUUUCUAAUGCAUUUGAAGACUUGAAGUUCUUUUUCCCUCAUCUGAAAAACGCAGGCAAUGUUUAUCCUAAUGUACUUAUUGGCAAAGGAAGAAAAGAUGUUUCUUUCGCACUGGGCAUUCCCACGAUCAACAGAGGAAGUUACAGCUACCUGAAGCAAACGCUCACCUCGGUUUUGUCCUGGAUGACUCGCUCUGAGGAAGAGGACUCCGUGGUGAUUGUCUCUGUUGCGGAUAACAAUGAAGAUUAUUUAAAUUCUGUUGUCAAUAUGAUUACAAAAAAAUUCAAGAGGCAGGUGAACUUGGGAUUCUUGGAGGUCAUUUCAAUACCUGCCUUUCUCUAUCCAGACAUGAUAAAUGCCUGGCAAUUCACUAAUGACUCAAAUACGAUUCACAGUUGGCAAAUGAAACAAGUACUGGACUUCUGUAUUUUGAUGCUGUAUUCCCAACCCAAGGCCACAUACUAUUUACAGCUAGAAGAUGACAUCAUUGCUAAACAGAUGUACUUUACAAAAAUAACAGAUUUUGUACGUAAUAUGAGUUCGCAUGACUGGUUUUGCCUUGAAUUUUCAGUGCUUGGGUUCAUAGGAAAAUUAUUUAGGUCAGAGGACUUAACUGACAUUGUACGUUUCUUUCUAAUGUUCUACAAGGACAAACCCAUUGAUGCGCUCUUAAGUGAAAUCUUUCAUUUAAAGACGUGUGAUACAAUAAAAUAUCAAGUAACGUGUACUCAGCGAAAGAAGCAAAUCUGUGUUCGGCAUAAUCCAUCUCUUUUCCAGCAUGUGGGCAUACAUUCAUCUUUCCUGGGAAAAGAGCAACAUUCCAAAGAUAUUUACUAUUAGGAGUCUCAAAAUUACACCAACCUCUUUAAAAUUUAUCACAAUCCUUCCUUGGAAAAAAUGGUCUAACAAGGAUUACAUUAUUUCUCAACUUUCUUAAAAGUGGAUAUUACAUUAUACUUUUUAAAAAUUAAAUCCUCAAUAAUAAAAUGAAAAUGUUAAAAGAAGCAUUUAUAAGAAGAAUUUCUGAAUUUCUUGGACUCUCACUCAUAUAACCUUGAUUUAUGACAGAAUCUUUGAGAAGUUGUAACAAUGAAAAUACAUAAUUACCUAGAAGAGGAGAAAGCAGCGAACCAACCACUGCUGUGAAAG